AUGUCGAAGGAGACGUUCGUCUUCACCUCCACGUCGCUGCGAGCUCUCAGACUGGAGCAGGAGCUCCAGGAGUGGGAGGAUUCCCGUCGGGCCCUGGCUCACAGGAGAGCCAUGACCAGGGCCCCGCUGCCUCGGGCCCCCAGGCCCCCGCCUCGGCAGCAGCGGCUCCAGGAGGUCCGCGCCCCUCCGCCCCAGCUCCGCUGCAGGGACACGGCCGUCCACAACACCUUCAUGUGCGGGGACAUGAGAGGAGUGUACGAGGUGCUGAGGGAGCCCGGCAUGGUCAACGCCCUGAUGGAGACGGUGCAGGAGGAGAUGGUGUGGACCCCAGAGAUGGGCAUGUGGACGCUGAGCUCCAGGGUGAAGCAGACCUCGGCCCUGCGCCUGGCGGCCGGCAGAGGCCACGCCGGCUGCGUGGAGGAGCUGCUGUUCCGUGGGGCCGAGGUCAACGCCGACCCCGGGGGCAGCACGGCCCUCCACGACGCCUGCGCCGGCGGCCACGCCGUCUGCGUCCAGCUGCUGCUGUCCCACGGGGCCGACCCCGACCUGCUGGCCGCGGACGGCAGCGCUCCUCUGCACCUCUGCACCUCGGCUUGGUCUCUCCACUGUGCUCAGCUGCUUUUAGACGAGGGUGCAGAGGUCAACUUGCGGACCGGCGAGUCCAGGCUGACGCCGCUGCACGUGGCGGCCCGCCGGGGCCUGGAGGAGCACGUGGAGCUCUUCCUCCGUCACGGGGCCGACGUUCUGGCCACGAACCGCGAGGGCGAGACCCCCCUGAACGCCGCCUGCUCCGGGGCGGAGCGGCCGUCCGAGGCCGGACGGUACCUGCGCGUGGUCCAGAUGCUGCUGGGGGCCGGGGCCGACCCCCGGACGGCCGGCAGGAAGCGGCACACCCCGCUGCACAACGCCUGCUCCAACUGCUGCCACCGGAUCGUGGAAAUCCUCCUGCAGCACGGAGCCGAGGCCGAGGCUGAGAACUGCGCGGGAUACACACCCAUGGACUGUUUGCUGCAGGUAGUGGAGGAUUACCCGGAUCAGCAGCCUGAAGCGGUCGCCCGAUCACUCCUGAACCACGGGGCCGCCAAAGUUUCACCGAAGAUGCUGAAGCAGUGUGUCCUCUCUCCUGCCACGCUGGAGGUGAUGCUGAACUCGUACACGUCCGUCCCUCCCUGCGAUUGGCUGGACUCCCUGCCGGCUGACCAGUCCGAGGAGCACCGGGCCUUCUUCCACCUGGUGCGCCAGCGGAGCGGCCAGCCUCGCUCCCUGCAGCACCUGAGCCGCUGCGCCUUGCGUCGGCACCUGGGAGGCCGGUGCCAGGCGGCGCUCAGCAGACUGGACAUUCCCUGCUCCAUGAGGGACUACCUGCUGCUGUGCAACGACGGGACCCUGCACUGACGACGCACAGUCUCUGGCCGAGAUUCAUCCUUCUGUCUUGAUAACGACUCUUCUUCUGUCAACUUGAAAUACUUGAACCGUGUGAUCCAGACAGUCGAAACGAUGAAUUAAACUUGUCGCUCUAUUUGACCGGCUGGUGAGUUUCGAAGGAGUUUGAAAAAGUGUCUUCAUAUUUGUAUGGUUGCCAGUUUUGUUAUAAACUUUUAAAGCUGAAGGUGAGGGACGGACAGAAAGCCCUGCCAACAACAGCAGAAAACAAAACACUACUAGUGUGAAAACACAGCAAAAUUACGCAAGAAAUUAAAACAGGGGAACCAAACAACAGAAUUCAAAUGACAGAAGAUGACACAGAUUGAGGGAACUUAGGUUUCUAGCUGCUUUCAAAGGUUUUACUGAUCGCUGAUGACGACAUAAAUCACAUUAUCAUUCUUCUAAUUUUACAUCUACACCGGUCAGAGGUCAGGGCAAACUCCUCCAGUUUUUGGACUCAGUAGUCUGCAGGCUAAAACACAAAACUCUGUCUGUGAUUGAAGGACUUCAUCUUCUUUUGGUCUCUAAUUCCUGCUAAAAAAAUGUACAUUUCCAUUCACUGGAAGUCUCCUCCAACACAGUAAAGUCUGCACUGACCCUGUUCUGAACCGCCACUCACACACUGUCAUGUACACAACACGAGAGCCACACUAUUCUUGUUUCACACCUUACUGCUACAACUAUUAAGCUUAACAUGCCAAAUUUCACAGAUGAAAGUUAGGCAAGACAAAUUUAUUUCUGUAACAUCAGACACAAGGUAAGACAUUAAAACAAAAACGAUUAGAAACAUUUAUUUUCGGCCAUUAAGAUUAUGAAAACCAUUCAAACAAGGGGAUAAAGAACAGCACUAAAAGGAGAAUAAACAAAGUUGGAGCUUCAUCAAGACACAGGAAUUUAAAUCAGCAAAGUCUAUUGUUUAAUGAAUUUAGAAGAAAUGAAUGAGCUCCUUUAUUUUGAUGUUUGUGGGCCCUCGGUUGAUUGUUAAAUGUGACGAUGCUGCUAUCUAGUGGUGCCUCGCAGGACUCUCAGUCAAAACAUACCGCAAGUGGAGAUGAAUGUACCUGUUUCUUAUUUAUUUACAAGCCAAUCUGUCUUUUAAGGCUUUUUUUAAAGUCCCCAAUUAGCCUAUUGAUUCCAGGUCUGAUUCCCCGUUUCCCCAGAUUUAAUGUGUCAAAGUGUCCUUGAGCAAGACACUGAAUCUCAAAUCGCUCCCAGUGGCAAUAGCAAGGCAGCUAUGUGGUGACCAAGGGUGAAAUUCCAUUAACAUAACACUGUAGUAUUCAUGAUAUUUUGCAUUGGGCAACAUCUUUAUGAAAAACAGGGACAAAGCCAUUGAUAAGCCUUGUAUGACACUUUCUGCUACUUCAGGAAUAUCUUGUCCUGCAAGAUGAGCAGGAUGGGUGUUGUUUGACAUGAAGACCACUAACUUUGCAUGACAGGAGUGAAACUUGUAGAGUUGGUUGUGUUUGUGAAAACACGAUGCUUGUGACGGUUUUUCACUCUUCACAGCGGCUUGUGAUGACAAUAGCUAAAAGGGUUACAGCGUUGUGCGCUUUGACACACUCAAAGCUGCUGAGCAUGUGAGAAAAUGAACGACAUUUUUGCUCAGUGACAGGAAAGGGUGAUUGUGGUUACUGUUCGUGAACUCGGUCGGACAAGCAGUCGUGAUUUCCCUAAAUGUUCUGUGGCACUGCUGUUUAGCUUUCUUUUAUUAAUGUAAUUCUAUGGAGCAGCUUGGAGCUUUUCCUAAAUGAGUUUAGUGAAAACAUUUACUUCUGAAUUUCUGUGCCUCAGCAAAACUGGCAUGUCAGAAUGAAGUGUAGUGGGACGCUGUACACUGGCUGAGUGCCGUCUGGAUCGCACAGCUGACGGAGGCUGUUGGGAGGCUGGAUGAUGCUUUGAGGCUGAACAGCAUGGAGACACUACAGGACGGUGUCGGGACACUGCCAGACAGUGUGUGGUGUCGGGAUGAUUGGCACGAAAGCCAUCUCUGCAAUGUCCCACUCUAAAAAUGAAAAUAAA
Salarias fasciatus (jewelled blenny) is the source of this 3447-nucleotide messenger RNA. RefSeq names its product ankyrin repeat and SOCS box containing 16 (gene asb16). The record is from RefSeq and is a predicted model, not a curated record. NCBI's taxonomy places the organism in Eukaryota, Metazoa, Chordata, Actinopteri, Blenniiformes, Blenniidae. The transcript is spliced from 6 exons. Gene Ontology annotation, molecular function: protein binding. The coding region runs from base 1 to 1395 and encodes 464 amino acids. Gene Ontology annotation, biological process: positive regulation of protein catabolic process; protein ubiquitination; intracellular signal transduction.